ACAGGUACUGUGAUCUAGUAUUAUAGUAAUAUUUAAUUAGUGAUCUUGUAAUUACAUAUAACAUUGCUGCUGCAGCCAUGGCUGCUAGAUCUUCAGCUAUCCGACCGGGAGAGCACAAAUCAUUGACAGUCGAUGUGCUGCCUUCAGCCUCUUGAUCCAUUGUGGAGUGCUUUGACGUCGGUGAUAUCUAACCAGUCUAAGCAUCUCCCGACAACGGGGAUUGCAGAAGCAAACCUCCGUACAUUUUUCUCUGCGAGACGACAUCAAAGUCAAAUUUUCACUUAUAAACCGUUUGCUUUCCUGGUGAUCUUGUGGUUAUAUUGCAUUCCUGGUUAUAAGAAGAUAAACCGUGAACAAUGGCUGUUAAAGGAUUAGGUGAAAUGGAUCAAACUUACGACGGUUCCAACUUGAGAGUUGGGAUUGUUCAUGCCAGAUGGAACAAAAAAAUCAUCGACUCUUUGGUUAAUGGUGCCGUUAAAAAACUCCUCGAAUUAGGAGUUAAAGAAGAAAACAUCUUUGUUGAAUCCGUUCCAGGCUCUUUUGAAUUGCCCUUUGGUUCUCAAUUGUUUGUUGAAAAACAUGAAAAAUUAGGUAAACCUUUAGAUGCCGUUAUCCCAAUUGGUACUUUGAUCAAAGGCUCUACCAUGCACUUCGAAUACAUCUGUGAUGCCACCACUCAUGCUUUAAUGAAAUUAAACUUUGAAUUGAAAAUCCCAAUCAUCUUUGGGGUCUUGACCUGUCUUAGUGACGAACAAGCCGAAGCCAGAGCAGGCUUGGUUCCAGGUAAAAUGCACAACCAUGGUGAAGACUGGGGUGCUGCUGCCGUCGAAAUGGCCACCAAGUUUAACGUCUCCCAAUAAUUCUAUAUAAUAUAAUAUAA
Hyphopichia burtonii NRRL Y-1933 is the source of this 880-nucleotide messenger RNA. RefSeq names its product lumazine synthase (gene RIB4). Bases 357 to 860 code for a protein of 167 amino acids. The transcript has a single exon. Gene Ontology annotation, biological process: riboflavin biosynthetic process. Gene Ontology annotation, cellular component: mitochondrial intermembrane space; intracellular anatomical structure; riboflavin synthase complex. Gene Ontology annotation, molecular function: 6,7-dimethyl-8-ribityllumazine synthase activity. The record is from RefSeq and is a predicted model, not a curated record. NCBI's taxonomy places the organism in Eukaryota, Fungi, Ascomycota, Pichiomycetes, Serinales, Debaryomycetaceae.